GCCUUUCCUUUUUCCACUAAAAAAAACUUCUUUCUUUGCUAAUAAAAUUUAAAAUGCUUGCACUUGCCCACGAAAGAGCUGUCGCCAUUCAGGCCGUUCUCCAAGCUAGCAAAGUCUGCCAGUCGGUGUUCCAGCAUCUUGUUGCGAAUGAGACGCUGACUAAGAAUGACAAGUCUCCAGUUACAGUUGCCGAUUUCUCUGCACAGGCCAUUGUCAACACAUAUCUCGAAAAGGCCUUUCCCAACGACGCUAUUAUUGGCGAAGAAGACUCCCAAGACCUACGCGGCGAUACAGGAAAAGUUCUUAGAGAAAAGGUCCACUCUUUAACAAACGGUGUUCUGAGUGCUAGCCAGCAAUUGAGUGAAGACCAGAUCCUGAAGGCCAUUGACCGUGGAAAUUAUGCCGGUGGUGCUACUGGACGUCACUGGGCUUUGGAUCCUAUUGAUGGUACAAAAGGCUUUUUGCGCGGUGGGCAAUAUGCCGUAUGUUUGGCUUUGAUAAUCGAUGGUGUUGUUGAGCUUGGUGUAAUGGGAACUCCUAACCUUCCUAUCGAUGCCUCAAAGCCUGAUGGUGAACGCGGCUCUUUGUUCGUUGCCGUUCGUGGUCAAGGAGCUUUCCAGCGUCCUUUCUCGAGCGAGAAAGAAGUACCUAUCCACUUUGCUGAUGUUUCUUCCACUAAAGAUGCUACAUUUUGCGAAUCUGUUGAGGCUGGACACUCUUCUCACAGCGAUGCUGCUCAAAUCGCAAGCGAAUUAGAAAUUACUCGCCCUGCCGUGCGCAUGGACAGUCAGGCUAAAUAUUGCUCGAUUUCCCGUGGUGAUGCUGAUAUAUACCUUCGCUUACCCGUCAGCGACACAUACGUAGAGAAGAUCUGGGAUCAUGCUUCUGGAAAUGUGUUGGUAACUGAGGCUGGUGGAAAAGUGACUGAUAUUCAUGGUAACCUCUUGGAUUUCUCUAUCGGACGUACAUUGGCCAAAAACAAGGGCGUUAUUGCUUCAAGUUCCCGUCUUCACGACAGUGUACUCAAGGCUGUCCAGAAAGUCCUUAAGCUUUAAUAAAAUAGAGUAAAAAGAAGACCGUGUAACCCACCUCUCCAUGUCAAAAAAAAGUUGAAGUCCGGGGUAUGCCAAGCCACAUUGAUUAAGACCCUUUUCUUCUAUUAGUCUAAAGCAAGUAGAAAAAAAGUGAAAAAAGUCUCAGUAGCGGAUUAAAUUUUACUUUGUACUUUUCUUCUUCCACCCCCCCUACUCUCAAAUAUAUUUUAAAGG
This is a messenger RNA of Phycomyces blakesleeanus NRRL 1555(-), 1268 nucleotides long. RefSeq lists its product as hypothetical. Lineage: Eukaryota; Fungi; Mucoromycota; Mucoromycetes; Mucorales; Phycomycetaceae. Gene Ontology annotation, biological process: sulfate assimilation; phosphatidylinositol phosphate biosynthetic process. Gene Ontology annotation, molecular function: 3'(2'),5'-bisphosphate nucleotidase activity. The record is from RefSeq and is a predicted model, not a curated record. The transcript has 7 exons. Bases 54 to 1055 code for a protein of 333 amino acids.